AUGCUGACUGUGGGCGGCCGGCGGCUCUUGCUGCCUGCGGGGCCCCUCGCGAGAGGUCCUCCCCUCAUCUCGAAUCCCAAAGAGGUACAGACAUACGAGAAGGCUCUCAGCAGCGCGGCCAGCGAACUGAAGCGGCUUUGGGAGAGAGUGUCGCCGGAAGUCAGACAGUCUUUCUACACUCACUACACCCCAAGGGUCUAUGGCUCCUCUUCCCUCACGUCGCCUCUGGAGUUGUUUGAGCGCCAGGUGUCGCGGGUCUUUGAGAGAAUGCGCCCACCGCUGGGGGCAUCCUCUCAACAGUACGGGGUGUACGUACAGCAACUGCAGAUAGCGCGGGUGAUUUUAAAGGCAGCGUGGACGCGACUUUCUCAGUUGCAGGCCCUGGAGGAGUUUGUCGUCUCCAGAAAAGGCGGCGAAGAAGACCGCUACUCUUUCCAGACCCCCGUGUUGCCUGGGGGAGGCAUGGGCUCCGCAGGCGAAGAAUUGUUGAGCUUUCGCGACUUUCUCGAUCUCCUGGGUUCUAGGAAAGGUGCUGUUCCUGCUUACCCAGACGCCACUGCAAGGCGACCAACAGUCCCCUUGGCUCUUGCUCAGGGCCUGGCGAGGGCGCUGCAGAUGCUGGAGUUUCAGGCGGAGAUGGACGCGAAGGUCCACAGGGCGUUCCACGAGCUGUUGCUGGUGACGGGCACGCCGCUGCCGUGCGGGCCCCUGCAACCUUUGGAAGAGUUUGCGAAGGAGGGGCCUCUCUAUGUUGAGCCCCGGCGCCCCUUCUUCCCUGCCUCAUUCUUUUCUUAUCUCCUCGCGGCAUUUAGCAGAGAGUCCAGCACCCAACUUAUCUCAGACGACGCCUUGUCUACCUGGGCGUACCAGUGGACCUAUGAAGGCGCCGCCCAGCGGCUCGCGGAACUCGGGGAACGCAUGAACAGCAACUUCGCUGCUGUUGCUGCAGUUAAGGUUUCGCUGGUCAGCCGCUGGGCCGUCCAGCAGCCCCACGACCCCGCAGCCACCACGGACUUAACCUGUCUCGCGUUCUCGCUCCUCUAG
Messenger RNA from Eimeria mitis, 1044 nucleotides. RefSeq lists its product as uncharacterized. Bases 1 to 1044 code for a protein of 347 amino acids. The transcript has a single exon. The record is from RefSeq and is a predicted model, not a curated record. Lineage: Eukaryota; Apicomplexa; Conoidasida; Eucoccidiorida; Eimeriidae.